AUGGCUGAUUCGGUUCCAAAUAGCAAAAGUAUUCAAGAUAUUUUGGACAGAGAACCUCAGUUUGUAAAUGAUACACCUUUAGAUACAUUUUUCCAAAGUUUGAACGAGAAAUUCAUUAGUAAAAUACGUUGUACAGAUGGGCUGAAUCUUUACCAAUUAGCAGAAUGUGACGGUAACAAAGGAUUUGUUUCGAAAUGUAUUGGAUACCUCACUGAAUUGCAUUUUUUGGUUCGGGAACGGGAGGCAAGUCCUCAGAAGGACAAUCUGUUGCCGAUAUCUCUUCAUGAUAUGAAGUAUUUUGAUGAGCUUGUAAACUUGAUUAUUGUGCAUGGGGUUUAUGCAAAUCUCCCAGAGGAUUUAGGAAUACCAUUAGAACAAAGACAGCUUACAAAUUUCAAACAAGAGAAGAAGAUAUUUUCUGUUCACAAGAGGGGAGCUCCAGAUUUGAAAACUUUGGAGCUAGUGCUUAGUUCCUUUUAUGAGAUAUUUGCUAAUAAUACGGGGCAGAAGGAUACAGUUAGAGAAAUGUUAUUGAAAGGAACAGGAUAUAUAGACUGUGUCACCGGUUACGUUGCACUGCUGUGUGAGACUCCCGGACGGGCUGCAGAAUACGAAGAGAAGCUGGAGAAGCUGGAAUCCAUGCAGGAAACCUAUGAGUUGUUUUCUAUGUAUUCCUUACUUGUGCAUUCUACAAAGAAGUUCAAGUAUAAAGGAUGGGUUUUGAAUAAAUUAAGCACUCUACCAAUAAGGAGAGACGAUGGUGUCACCUCUCUUGUUGAUUUUGUUGUUGGCAUUAGAGAGGAUGAGGAAAUAAGCGCAGACAAACUUGAGCGCGUGAAUCAGAUAUUGCUGGCUAAGCCGAAGACGGUUACUAACGUUGAAUACUUCAGUAAACUGUUUGCUAGAAUCUAUGACGGUCUAACCUAUGUAAAUAGGCCGAUAUUGGUAAGCUGUCUAAACCAUUUAGUUACAGGAUUCUAUUAUAAAAAUAGGAGGAUUGUGCAAGACUUUCUGUUUCCCAAAAUAGAGGGCGUCUUAUUUAAUCCUGAAGCGAAAGCUUACUCAGAGAAACAGUUAAAUGACUGCAUCAAUGUUCUAAUAUCUCUGGCUAAAAAUUCGUCUACGGAAGUCAUUAAUGAGCUGGUUAGUAAUAAAGAUGCAAAUAAUUUCUAUCUGCAUCUGUGGAUUUAUGCACUAUAUCUGAAUAAAUAUCAGAAACUGCAGCCUAAUGGCACGCAAGAGAAGUCGGGACCUUAUUACAAUGUUGUGUUGAAACUGAUCAAAACGUUUAUGAAGGUAAACGCUGAUUACCAGGUGCUCGAUUAUAUUGUGUUAAACCUAGUCAACUUUGAUCAUAAGACCUGGGGGUAUGCUAUCAAUUUGGAGACUCAGCUUCCUUAUAUCAUUCCGAAGGAUUCCUCUUUGAAUUCCAUUCCAAAAGAGUUGAAGGUUGAAGCAAAAGACGAUCCUACAACGAAAUUUCAACAUCUAUUUCUCGACAUCGAUUUAGCUGUACAGAUGAUGAUUGAGUUUCUAAACUUGGUUAAUGACGAAGAUGUAACGAAGACUAUCUUCCUUUCUGUAAUUAACCGCUGGGUCACUAGUACCAAUCGAGAUGCCUCGUCACUUAUGCUUCAUACAGAAGAAGAUAACUUCUCUGAAAGCCUGUUGUCGCUGGUAAAUUUAAAACUACUCGAAAAAUUGAAUGAAACCUUCAAAUCGGGAAUCAUUAAGAAACCUCGCGAUAUAUUAUAUCUGAUUGACAACGUAUUGGGAUUUUCAUGGAUUGUGGUGGACGGAUCGGAAUCAGAACAAGACUCAGAUGAUGACGAGGACGAGGCUGAGCAUGAACCUACCAACCCACUUGCGAUUCUUCUGGAGUUGCUCUCAAACAUCAUCACUUCAUCAACACCAGAUCGCUUGCUAAACGAAUCGCCUAUCCUCUCAUCCAUUUCGUCCAAACUGAAUAAACACCCAAAGGAUGAAAAAUGUGUAUCAUUGAAACAUCGCAUCGAUAAAUACCUAUCAACUGAUGUGUCCACCUCCUCCCCCUCCUGUUCCGUUGUUGAUGGAGAAACGGACCAAGAAUCCCUAGAAAAAGCCCUCGCAAACAUCCACGACUCCCUGGUCCCCAUCCGAGCCCACGGUCUCUUCCAACUCCGGCAGCUCAUCGAAUCCGGCUCCCCGGCCGUAAACAUCCAGACGGUUCUCGACCUCCAUAUCCAACAAUUACGCGACCCUGAACCCUUCGUCUACCUCAACGCCAUCAAAGGCCUCUCCGCCCUCUGCCAAACAGCCCCGAACGACACGCUCCCCCUCCUGCUCGACAUAUACCAACCAAAAACCCCCCCCACCCCCCCAUCCCUCGACGAAUCCCUCCGUCUCGGCGAAGUAUUCAUCAACUACAUCACCACCGAAAACGAACUCUUCCAGGGCGCGUACGCAAACUCCAUCGUCAACCUAGCACUGCACAACAUCAGAGAAAGAGACUCAACCGACAACCGCAUCCGCAUGUCCUCCAUAUCUAUCCUCGGCGUCUGUCUCAAAACAAACCCAGCCGGAAUCUCCUCCCAUAUCCCUGACAUCCUCGACUGCGCAUUCGCCAUCCUCCAGCUCGAACACUCAGCCCCUACCACCCCCAUAAAAGACAACUCCGCCAUUAUGAGACGAGCAGCGGUCCACCUCAUCCACGACUACCUCUCCAAUUCCCCCCCCACCCCAUCCGACCAACACUACAGCCCCACCAAACUAUACAACUUGCUACUACAUCACCGUCCAAAAGAACCCGACUACCUAGUCUGCGAACUAAUCGACGACCUGCUACACCUCCUGCGUGACUUCCAAACAUCUCUAUACACCUCUUCUACCACCUCCGCCAUCACUCGACUGCAAACCCUCCACAUAUAA
Messenger RNA from Eremothecium cymbalariae DBVPG#7215, 2907 nucleotides. It is a transcript of the gene RTP1, whose product is annotated as Rtp1p. Bases 1 to 2907 code for a protein of 968 amino acids. The record is from RefSeq and is a predicted model, not a curated record. The transcript has a single exon. Gene Ontology annotation, biological process: protein secretion. Lineage: Eukaryota; Fungi; Ascomycota; Saccharomycetes; Saccharomycetales; Saccharomycetaceae.